AUGGGCGCCUGCUGUUCUAGACGAAAUAUUUUAAACGAAGAUGGUUCGAAGUUUCGUUACCUUGAUGGUAGACGAUAUCAUAAUAUCUCUAAUUCAGAGUAUCUGGGUCCGAAUGAUGAUGAAGAGGCUGAUCGUUUAAUACGAUAUCAUGAAUCGGUGAAAGAGCUGUGGGGCGGGUUGUUCCAUUCACCGGUUGAAGAGAAAUUGAAACAGGGAGCUAAAGUUCUCGAUGUUGGAUGUGGAACUGGAACAUGGCUUGUGGAUAUGGCGCAAAAUUAUCCCAAAUCUCAAUUCGUAGGAAUCGAUUUCUCGCCAAUUUUUCCAACAGAAGGUCUUCCGGAAAAUUUAAUAUUCGUCAAUUGUAAUUUUCUGGAUGGUUCACCUUUCGAAGAUUCCUAUUUUGAUUUUGCACACCAAAAAUUCAUGACUGCAUCUUUCACAGAAAAACAAUGGGAACAAAAAGUUAUUCCUGAAUUUUUACGAAUAGUCAAAUCAGAUGGAUGGAUUGAAAUGGUGGAAACUGAUAAUAAUAUGGUAUCUAAUGGAAAGGCUACACAACGUAUUGCAAACGCUAUCAAAAAGUUAUAUAAAGAAAAAGGUCUGAAUUAUCAAAUGGGUGAAUCUCUUCCUAAUCUGCUUAAAAACACCGAUUCUUUCUCGGAAAUUAGAAAUGAAAAAAAAUCUAUUACUUUUGGUAGAAAAGGUGGUAGCAUCGGUCAAGAGACGCUAAAAUUUUAUACAAGAAUCUUCAGCUCUGUCAGGAUCUUUAUGUCUAUCUCGAUGAAUGUUACGCCUGAGCAUUAUGAUGCUCUUAUAGAAGCGGUCUCUAUCGAAGCAGAAAGAUGUAACACAUAUAGUAAUCAACAUCGAAUUUGCGGUCAUAAAAGUUAA
Molecule: messenger RNA, 891 nt
Organism: Ambispora gerdemannii
Lineage: Eukaryota; Fungi; Glomeromycota; Glomeromycetes; Archaeosporales; Ambisporaceae
Source: the annotation of a GenBank genome assembly